CAGUCAGAGUCACUGUCUCACUCUCAUCAUUAUUUUAAAACUUCCUUCUUCUAGCGAAGGCUAUCCUCCUACUCACUCAACUACCAAAAGACAACCUCUUCCUCGCCAGAACUUCCUCAACAGCAUCAUCAUGGACUUCUUCAAUUCUCUAAAUCUUCCCCUUUGACACCUCCAUUACAACCUUCUCUAAAUGGCAACUUCAUCUUCCUUAUUUCGAUCCAAAAAACUCUCUCUUUUCCUCAACCUAUCCUUCCUCUUACUACUCACUCUAUAUCUCAAAACCAAUCUCUUUCCCUCCAACCUUAACUCAACUUUGUUUCACCUAUCCUCCAAUAUUAGACCCCCAACAACCACCAUCUCCCAUCAUCGCCUCCUCAGUGAUAUCACCACAAAUGGUUGCACCGGCCUUCAAAAGUACACUGAUAAUAAGUACAAGUGCUUCUAUGUCAAAACACAUAUUGGCUGCAGGCCUAAAGGGUACAUAGAUUAUCUCCAAAUCUUUUACUGCAAUUUUGGCCAAUUUCCUAUUCUGGGUCAUUUUGUACUUCUGUUAUGGCUUCUUGUUUUGUUCUAUCUAUUGGGAAAUACAGCUGCAAACUAUUUCUGUUCCUCUUUAGAAAGCUUGUCUAAGAUCUUGAAGCUCUCACCUACAAUAGCUGGAGUCACCCUCCUUUCACUAGGAAAUGGUGCUCCUGACGUCUUUGCUUCUAUUGUCUCUUUCACAAGAUCAAGCAAUGGUGGUCUUGGGCUUAAUAGUGUCUUGGGGGGUGCCUUCUUUGUGUCUAGUAUUGUUGUUGGAAUUAUAAGUAUUGUAAUUAACUCUCAUCGGAUUUCGGUUGAUAAGUGUAGCUUUAUUAGAGAUGCCCUCUUCUUCCUCUUCUCUCUUUUUUCCCUACUCUUGAUUGUAGCUAUUGGGAAAAUCAACUUGUGGGGUGCCAUUUGUUUUACUUCUAUUUACUUGGUUUAUGUUUGUGUUGUCUCGGCAAUGCAUUUCUUCUGUGGAGAUAAAGACAAUGGGGUUGGGCACGUGGGGGAGGCUGGCAUACCAUUACUCGGUUAUAUUGAUGAUGAAAAACCAGUCUUGAAAUCCGGUCUUGAAGAACAAGAACAAAUUGCGAACUUUUUGAAUCUUAAUCCAGAAAUUUGUUACUAUGUUGCCAAAAUUGUACAAGUUUUAGAGUUGCCACUUUACUUGCCAAGAAGACUGACUAUACCUGUUGUUAGCGAGGAGAGUUGGUCUAAGCCUUAUGCAGUUUUAUCAGUAACUUUGGCACCACUUUUGUUAGCAGCCCUUGCUAACACCCAGAGAGAAAAUGUGAGCUUAAGGAGCAGCCUGGUGACUUACUUUACAGCGGGGUUAAUUGGGAUGGUUUUUGGGAAUCUUGCAUGUGUGACCACAAAAAAGUCUAGCCCACCAAAGAGGUGUUUGUUUCCUUGGCUAGCUGGAGGAUUUUUAAUGAGUGUCACCUGGACUUAUAUUAUUGCUGAGGAAUUAGUAUCUUUGUUGGUUUCUCUUGGUCAUAUAAUUGGGGUAAGCCCUUCAGUUCUGGGGUUGACUGUUCUUGCUUGGGGAAACUCACUUGGAGAUUUGAUAGCCAAUAUUGCUAUGGCAAUCAAUGGUGGGGCAGAUGGGGCCCAAAUUGCUAUAUCAGGAUGCUAUGCUGGACCCAUGUUCAAUGUGUUGAUGGGUUUGGGUUUGUCACUUGUUUUUUCAUCAUUUUCUGAAUAUCCAUCUUCAUUUGAAAUUCCUGGAGAUCCUUCUCUCUACGAGACUCUGGGGUUUCUUAUGGCAAGCGUGCUUUGGGCUCUUGUGAUAUUGCCCAAAAAAAAUAUGAGAUUGGAUAAGUCUCUUGGAUAUGGGCUUUUGAUCAUUUACUUUUGCUUUCUGUUCCUAAGGCUAGCAUGGGCUUUUGGUCUUCUGAAUCUUCAUGGGAGCUCCUUCAAAGUCUAAAAUGGCGAGCUGCUUUUAAAUGGAGGAACUUUAUGUACAUUAUGAUAAAUUGCACUGCACUACUGUGUCUGUAUGCAGCAAUACGCGAACUUGGUUUUCUUUCUUCCCCCUUAAAAAGGUGGGAUUCUUUUCUAUUAUUGAACUUUUAAUAUUAUGUUGUUGAACACUACCAUAAGAAUCAAAAUUUCCUUGCAGUAAA
Messenger RNA from Quercus lobata, 2150 nucleotides. RefSeq names its product calcium exchanger 7 (gene CAX7). Gene Ontology annotation, molecular function: monoatomic cation transmembrane transporter activity. Lineage: Eukaryota; Viridiplantae; Streptophyta; Magnoliopsida; Fagales; Fagaceae. The coding region runs from base 191 to 1951 and encodes 586 amino acids. The transcript has a single exon. The record is from RefSeq and is a predicted model, not a curated record. Gene Ontology annotation, biological process: transmembrane transport; monoatomic cation transport. Gene Ontology annotation, cellular component: membrane.